This is a messenger RNA of Abrus precatorius (Indian licorice), 1182 nucleotides long. RefSeq names its product auxin-binding protein ABP19a-like. Lineage: Eukaryota; Viridiplantae; Streptophyta; Magnoliopsida; Fabales; Fabaceae. The record is from RefSeq and is a predicted model, not a curated record. The coding region runs from base 132 to 764 and encodes 210 amino acids. The transcript has a single exon. Gene Ontology annotation, cellular component: cell wall. Gene Ontology annotation, molecular function: manganese ion binding.
AAAGAAAAUUCUAUCCAUAUACGUUUAACCAUAUUGAAGAAACUCAAUGGCAUGGUAAAUCUUAUCAAAAGAUCCACCCUCCAACUCACAUAAAUAAUGAAACAAAUCGCACACACACCCAUCAACAAAGAAUGAAAAUGCUUCUAAUUACCUUCCUUAUCUGUUCUCUCCUCUCCCUCUCCCAUGCUUCUGUUGUAGACUUCUGUGUAGCAGAUUUGACUGGCCCUAAUGGGCCUGCAGGGUACUCUUGCAAGAAGCCUGCAAAGGUUACUGUGGAUGAUUUUGUUUACACUGGCCUUAGCGCUGCUGGCAACACCUCAAACAUCAUCAAAGCUGCAGUGUCCCCAGCAUUUGAUGCACAAUUUCCUGGAGUGAAUGGCCUUGGAAUUUCCAUUGCCCGUUUGGACAUUGAAAAGGGUGGAGUUAUCCCACUUCACACACACCCUGGAGCUUCAGAAAUCUUAGUUGUUGUGCAAGGGAAAAUCUGUGCUGGAUUUGUUUCUUCAGAUAACACUGUGUACCUUAAAACUCUUCAAAAGGGUGAUGUCAUGGUGUUCCCUCAAGGCUUGUUGCACUUCCAAAUCAAUGCUGGCGCCCUUCCAGCUUUGGCUUUUGUGAGCUUCAGCAGUGCCAACCCUGGCCUUCAAAUUCUCGACUUUGCUUUGUUCAAAAGUGAUUUCCCCACUGAUUUGAUAGCUGAAACCACUUUUCUUGAUGCUGCUCAGAUUAAGAAGCUUAAGGGUGUUCUUGGAGGAUCAGGUUAAAUUAAUUAAUGAAGUUUUAAACUAAAUGAAAUGAGAACACAUAGGUCUCGAGAGUGGUGUCUCUUUUGUUCAAUUUAUUUGUUAUGUACGUGUGGUUUUCAUUUUGGGUUUAGCACGCAUGUAAACGUGUGAUUUUCUUCUUCUUUAGUAGGAUUGGUUAACCGGGUCACUGAUCUGGUUUAGGUUGUAUUGUUUCUCGUUGUUGUCAAGCAUGUUUCUUUUAGAUGGAUGAUUUCUUACUUAAGAAAUUUGUACUACAAGAUGAAUAAAUGUGCGGUAUUUUCUUGCAUGUUUUUUCUUUUAAUGCGUGAAACAUUUCAUCAAGUAUUGUUGUAUAAAAAAAAUAAGAAAAAUACAAUAAAGUUGCAUAUCUGAUAAUUGCCAUGAAAUGGAGCAAAUGGUUAGUUUAUGUCCACUU